UGAGUCAGUACCUCAAACAUCUUUCCAAGCGAAAGGUCUAAAAAUAUUUCGUGAUUUUUCCGAGCUAUCAACAAAAACAAAACAGUUCUAGCAAGAAUAAAAGCGAUGCUUUCCUUCAUAAACACAAUGUCGAAGGCUCGUCCUCCGGGUCUAAAGGUCUGGCAGGGCACGGCUCGUGCGAGCAGCAAAUUCUUCAAAAAAGGCCUCAAGCCCAAUGGGGAAAAAGAGCCGAAGGAUUCGGAGAACCGCAAGAAACCAGGAAAUACUGCCUACCCACUAUCGACUGGGAAUAAUACAGCCAACUCAGCGGUGCCCAGCUUCUCCGACCAGCGGGCCAAGUGGGCAAAAUACUCAACCGAAAUGCAGUUGAGGGCCAAGCUGGCAGCCCAAGGCGCUGUCAAAGCAGACAAUCCCCAAGCAAACAUUGAACAGAAAAAGAAGCCAACUGCCGGACAAUCCAACUGGGCGCAGUCGAUGCAAGAGGUCAGCGCGGUGUCCGAUAAUGAGACUAAAGUCUCCUCGGCCGAGGAUCAGCGCAAGUCCUGGAUGAAUCGCAUGCACGGCUCCCAGAAGAAUCAAGCUCAGCUCCUGAAGGACUUGAGUGCCAAGCAGCAGGCGGGACGUGAGCUGCAAAUGAAAAAGAAGCAGCAGUUUACCCAAAUGGAGAACAAGCUCAAGGCAGUGGGAACCAACCAAAAAGAAGACCCGGAUGCAGCUACCGAGAAGUCGCCCGAGCGUGUGGCCUACCUCGAGGCCGUGCGACAGUUGAACAUCUACCAGGCCUUCGAGUCGGUGCCUGGUCGUAUGCGUACCAAGAUGAGCAAGUUGCAGCUGGAUCCCAUCAUCGAGCACACCCUGGCACUGCUGAGCAAGGUGGGUGUGUCCAAGGAGCAGCUGGAGAGCCUUCCAGUCAUUCAGGUGGCUGGAUCCAAGGGCAAGGGAAUCACUUGUGCCAUUGUGCAACACAUCUUAAUGGCGCAUGGCAUCAAGACCGGCCUGCUGUGCUCUCCGCAUCUGUUCUACAUACGCGAAAGGAUCCGCAUCAGUGGUGAGACUCUGACCGAGCUUCAGUUCACGGAGCUGUUCCGCAAGAUCUAUCCGAAGCUGGCCGAAAUGGAUCGCACACCGUCGCAGAGCCAAAUCCUGACAGUCAUGGGCUUCCAUGCGUUCCGCGAGGCGCAGGUGGAGGUGGCCAUUGUGGAGGUGGGACCUGGCGGUGCCAGCGAUAGCAACAACAUCGCCUUGCAUGCCCAAACCAUCGGCAUCAGCGCUCUGGGCUGGGAGCAGGGCUCCAAACUGGGCGAGUCCAUGCGUGACAUUGCCUGGGCCAAGGGCGAAAUCAUGAAGCCAGCGGCCACCAUCUUCACAAAUGUCAGCCAGCCGGAAUGCCAUGAGGUUCUGGCCCAGAAGGCAAAACAGAUGGGCACCAAGAUGCAUCGCGUUCCGACUUUCAGUGCGCUGACCGAUGCCAAUCCAGAGCACAAGCGUUAUCUCAGCAAGGCCAACAAUUCGGUGAAGCUGAAUGCCGCACUGGGGGCCCAAUUGGCCUACGACUAUCUCCGGCGCCACAAGCCCGAAUUUGCAGUGGGACUGGAGCCAAAGACCACCAAACUGACCCAGGCAACAAUGCGCGGCAUCGAGACCUUUGAGGCGGUGGGAAACUUCCAAAUCAUCAAGCAUGGCAUGUACAAUGUCUAUUUGGACAGCGCCGAUUCCAUCGAGUCGAUGAUGGUCUGCCGCGAAUGGUUCUACAACAUCACACGCUCGCGUCGCUCCACAAAAAUUCUGCUAUACAACAAGAACAGCGAUUUUAACGCCAAAGAUCUGCUGACAAUACUACGCUUCAACGUAAGCUUUGACGAGGCGUUCUUUGUGCCCUGCCCCAACAUCUUUGAGGGCGAAAUCUUGGCAGAGGAGCAGUGGCGCGUCAUGGAGGAGUUGCAGCGCGCCAAGCGCAAUGCGCGCUCCUGGCGUGACCUGUGCGAGGAGGCAGGCAAGAAGGAUUCCUCGCACAUUACCAUUUCCGUCAGCGCCUUCUUUGAUUUUGUCCAGGAGAAAUACGGACAGCAGCCAUAUGGCAUGAAGCGCGAACUUGAUGUGCUGGUAACUGGCUCCCGACCCUUGGUGGGUGCCACCAUCAAUAUGCUGGGCCAAAUGCAACGCUUCCACUGA
Molecule: messenger RNA, 2172 nt
Organism: Drosophila guanche
Lineage: Eukaryota; Metazoa; Arthropoda; Insecta; Diptera; Drosophilidae
Gene: Fpgs2
Product: folylpolyglutamate synthase, mitochondrial
Exons: 2
Coding region: 106-2172 (688 amino acids)
Biological process (GO): tetrahydrofolylpolyglutamate biosynthetic process
Cellular component (GO): cytosol; cytoplasm; mitochondrion
Molecular function (GO): ATP binding; tetrahydrofolylpolyglutamate synthase activity
Source: RefSeq, a predicted model, not a curated record